CCGUUGCGAUGAUGCCGCCUGAGGGAGGGAAGGAAAAUAAAGUUGACCAACAGCUUCCGUCACCCGGCCAGAGCCAAACCGGCUCCUGCGCCCUUCCUGGGAGACACAGCGCCGUAGCGGUGCUUACAAGAGCGGAGCUCAGCCCGUCCCCGGCCUCACUCACUCACUCAUUCACUGCGCAGGCGCCAGCUCCUAACAGGCUCCCGGCGGCGGGCGGCUCGCUGCUCCCCGCCCACCGAGCGGCGACGCACUUCCGGCGCCUCCACGAUGACGUCAACUGAGGAACGCGCCUUCUUCUGUAGCCCGCAGGCCGGGAAGAGUCCGGAAACCAGGAAGAGGCUGUUCUCUCCUGCUACUCUCCAUGAAAUGCCCAAGAGGAGCGUGGAAGCAAAUUAGCCCAGUGGUGUUUCCAGAUGGUGCAGUGCUGAAGAGUAACAACUUUGUGGGGGUAAAUAGGCUUUAGUUACUGCCCUUUCAUAUAGCCUUUCAAGCAUUCUUGUCCUUAAGAACCAACAGCAACAAAAACAGUAUUAGCCAUAUAGAGUACAAGCCAAAUGGGAAGAUUUUCCAGCAAAAUUUGGAACUGGACUUUUGUAUACUAUUGUCUUCAUCUUUCCUGACUCUUCCCUCCUUUUUUUUCCUUUUCUUUCCCUCCUUUAAAAAAAAUCUGCUGGCCGUAUCAUCCAGCUAUUUAUUUUAGAAUAGUUUAAUUUUGUCUGUCACCUGCUAAGUUAGGUGUUGGACACUUGCUGUCGCCUGAAUGGACAGGGACACUUUUGCCUACUCCACUAAGUUUUUUCGCGAUUAUAGUGCCCCACCUCGGGGUGCAAGCUGCCAAGCCCACGAACAUGUUGACUACAUCGAAAAGCCAGAAACAUUCACUUAUGCAGACUUUUUCAAGGAUUACUUGAUUCCCAACGACCCCUGUGUUUUCUCAGCUAAGUUCACCGAAGGCUGGGGCAGCAGGAGGAAAUGGGUGACUCCGGAUGGGAAGCCUAACUUUGACUACCUGCUGAGGACUUUUGGGGAGGCUGUAGUACCUGUUGCCAACUGUGAUGUCAAGGAAUACAAUUCUAACCCAAAGGAACAUCUCAAACUCAAGGAGUACAUAAGUUAUUGGAAAGAGCACAUUAAAAAGAGCUACCGCUCACCCCGGGGGUGCCUUUACCUCAAGGACUGGCACUUGCACAGGGCUUUCCCAGAGCAAGAUGUUUACUCCACCCCUAUCUAUUUUUCAUCCGACUGGCUGAACGAAUACUGGGAUGCCAUCGCAGUGGAUGACUAUCGUUUUGUCUACAUGGGACCCAAAGGCUCAUGGACUCCGUUUCAUGCAGAUGUCUUCCGCUCCUACAGCUGGUCAGCCAACAUCUGUGGGAAAAAGAAAUGGCUGGUCUUCCCCCCAGGGCAAGAGGAGUUCCUCAGAGAUCGCCACGGUCACUUGCCAUUUGACAUCACUGCGCCUGACCUGAAGAAGAGCAACCUUUACCCUCGUUAUGCCCAAAGCAGCCCCCCUGUGGAAAUCAUACAGGAAGCUGGGGAGAUCGUCUUCAUCCCGAGUGGGUGGCACCAUCAGGUUUACAAUCUGGAAGAUACCAUCUCCAUCAACCACAACUGGGUGAAUGGCUGCAAUGUGGCCAUCAUGUGGAGCUUCCUCCAGGAUGAGCUAGCUGCCGUCCAGCGGGAGAUUAGAGAAUGGAAAGACACCAUGGAGGAUUGGCACCUCCAGUGCCAGGUGUUGAUGAAAUCUUACACAGGCAUAGACUACAAGGAGUUCUACAACUUCCUCAAGAUCAUUGCAGAAAACCGGAUUUUUGUCCUUGAAAAGCAUCAUUCGGAGGAAGAUGCCUCCAAGCAUUCGUACAGGGCUGCCAUCUCUGGUUUGGGGAUGCUGCACGCUGUCUUUGAUCUGAAAAGGACAGUGAAGGUGUUGACCUCUUUGAACGCCAAUGAGGAAUUCAAGAAGCUGAGGCCAGAGUCCCUUUCUCCCCCUCCUCAGGCACUUCUGCACCGCCUGAAAGCAGCGAUCGAUACAGCCCUCCUCUAGUUCCCUCUCUUAUUUUGACCAGGUGCGAAAGUGCUUCAUUUGCAACCUGGGUGCAUGCAGACGAGUUAUGUCUAUCACCCCAUUUAGAAGUCUUAAACACUGUUAAUUUCAGUGGUGAAUGGGGAGUACAGCACCGGAGGAAGGUGGUUAAGGAAUUUAAGCAUGUAGGAAACUGGUAGGAGCUGCAAGCGAAAACAUUCCUUUGAGUUUCAGCUGGGAUGAUGGUGCAUUUGCUCAUGGAGAACUAACCAGAGGAAGAAUCUGAUAAUUUGCAUCAGUCAUUCUAAGCUAAGUCACUAACGGCUUUUUUUUUUGCCUACUGAAAGGCAUUUGAAAUGCAUUUGAUGCCAGAGUGGUGUCGAUUUUUUUUUGUGUUUAAAAAAUUAUUAUGGGUCACUUUUCAGAUUCAUGAUUUCGUAAGGUGGCUUAUAAUCUGAUGAAAAAUGAGAACACAAAGCAUUCAUUUUCUUUUCUUUUUUCAAAGUGGUGGGGUGGAGUAGGAGAGAAACAGCAGCCAAUAGAAAGAUUAAAACCUGAUCUUUUAAAAGCCUUAUCUAACUCAGAUGUUUUUAAAAGCUUCUUAAGAGCAGCUAAAGGGAAGGGGCCCACUGAAUGUCCCCCAGAAGAGUUCUGCAGCGUCAGAAAAGUCCCUCUUGCGUCCUCGGUACCACGCCUGAGACUGCCUCCAGCAACUCGGGCAGGGAGAUUGCUGAGCAGUGGGGGUGGACAAGGGCAUCUACAGAAUCCCAGUCCUGUCUUGUGGGAUGCAGUUAAUGAUGGGAAGAAAAGGGUGUGUGCCAGUUCAGAUGAUCUGCAACAUUCACCCGUCCAUACCCCCCGCCCAAGCUAGUCCCCACCCCCUUUCAUUGCAUGAAAGAGUAGGAAGUAGUUAGGGGUAGCCAGUGCAGGUUCGGUACUACAUAUUCACGGCCUCUAGGCAAUGGCGGCCCAGUGGGCCUGCUGAAGUGUGGGGCACCCGCUGCUGUGAUCAGCGGUGCCAGUUGUGAGUGACUGGGUGGCCGCUGCCUGGGACCACUCUAGUCGCCUUCACAUUUCAGUCGUUGCCAGAACGUGGUCUAGGAAUAAGUGUUGAGUAGUCUGUGUGGGUGGUUUUUUUUAAAAAAAUGUGAAAUGGUGGCACAUUUCAGUGUGUCAGAUUUUGUGUAGCACAAUUGCUUCAAGGGGGGGGGGGCAAAAUCACUGUUUGAGGCUUGUUUACAUGGCAGCCGAGCUGCAAGCCAGUGUUGACUGUACAAGGCAGCAGGGACUCUUCCUCAAGAGCAGUCCUGCUUUCGCUUUCUCCAGGUCCCUUCCUUUUUCCACUGCUUUUCCGGAGGGAUUUCUGGGCCUGUGCACAGUAUUAAUGGGGAAUAGAGUUGGCCCCUAAAGCCAUUGGUGGGGGCGGGGGGAGCUGGUUGGAGAGGAACAGCUUUGCAUGGAAUGGUGACUAUCAGACGGAAGCUCUUCUAGCCAUGGGCAAUAUUGAACAAUCCAAAAGAGUGCCCUCUCUGUGCCCCUCAAGGGCUUUGUUGGCCAGUGGGAAAUAUAUCCUCCUUUGAAAAAGUAACUGGAGUCUAUCUUUUCGUAUGGAGGUGAAAAGGGGGCCAACUCUAUCUUUCAAGGCAGGGGUAGGCAGUGGGUGGCUCUUUAGAUGUUGCAAAACCACAACUCCCAUCAUUCCCAGCCACAGCGUAUUGCAGCUGGGGAGGCUGGGAGUUGUAGGUCAGCAGCCUGCAGAGACCACAAGUGGCCAAACCCUGUUGCACGGCAUGCCGCAGCCCCCUCAAGAGCAGUGGAUUUCAUGUACCAGCAGCAACAUUCUCGUUCCUGAGCACAAUUAGUCAUAGCACCAUUUGCGAGUAAGGGCUGGAAACUGUACAAGCAGCAAUUCCCUUGUUCUUAGCAGCAGCAGAACUGCAGAGGCUUCCUUCUCGGCGGACUGGCUGGGCAGGAUGCGGUCCCGUUCCUUGCUGCCUCUUUGACUUCUGCUUGGACCCUGAGGAGGGGGUUGAGCUGAAGCUUAUUCAAUCCUAGACUGUUCUGCCAAGUUGCCCUAAGACCUUUCUGAAACUACACAUUAAAAAAAAACAGUAUUUAAGUGUC
Messenger RNA from Hemicordylus capensis (graceful crag lizard), 4147 nucleotides. RefSeq names its product jumonji domain containing 4 (gene JMJD4). Gene Ontology annotation, biological process: positive regulation of translational termination; protein hydroxylation; negative regulation of gene expression. The transcript is spliced from 7 exons. The record is from RefSeq and is a predicted model, not a curated record. Bases 761 to 2044 code for a protein of 427 amino acids. Gene Ontology annotation, molecular function: histone H4R3 demethylase activity; sequence-specific DNA binding. Gene Ontology annotation, cellular component: nucleus; cytoplasm. NCBI's taxonomy places the organism in Eukaryota, Metazoa, Chordata, Lepidosauria, Squamata, Cordylidae.